Carica papaya (papaya) is the source of this 819-nucleotide messenger RNA. Its product is annotated as RAF-like serine/threonine-protein kinase PRAF. Gene Ontology annotation, molecular function: protein binding. The record is from RefSeq and is a predicted model, not a curated record. Lineage: Eukaryota; Viridiplantae; Streptophyta; Magnoliopsida; Brassicales; Caricaceae.
CCCAGUAUAAGUUCUUCUCUGCUCCCGAACCUUCUUCCCUCCCCUCACUCCACCAAAGCCAUGGUGACUCAGACACACUCUAAUAGUAUCAAGUUUCUAUGCAGCUACGGCGGCAAGAUGCUCCCUCGCUCCUCCGAUGGUGCGCUCCGUUACGUCGGCGGACUCACCAGAGUCCUCGCCGUUAACCGCUCUGUAUCUUUUGCAGAGUUAAUGGUGAAAUUAGUUGAGUUCUGUGGUUUCUCAGUCACAUUGCGGUGUCAGCUGCCUGGGGGAGAUUUGGAGACGUUAAUUACCGUAAAAUCCGACGAGGAGUUAGUUUACAUUAUUGAUUUGUACCAUCUGUCUGCGCCAGGUACGAAGAUCAGAGUCAUCCUCUCUCCUCCAAAUUCGAUCAAGCAAAUUUCACCUCCGCCAAGCCUCGUUUCUUCACCAAAAUCUCCGUUUACGGCCUUCGGUUCUCCACCGGUAUCGUUCGCUCGCUUCCUUCCAAGAACUUUCUCCCAGCCAGUGCAGUAUUCCUUCGGAUUUCAUAAUCGACGCAGAGACGCUAGGAAUUCGUUCCCGGCCGCUUGUCACUACAACCAUAGAUGUUGAUUUUAGAGAAAACACGCCAGGGAGCCACCCCCAGUAUAUGAUGACGAAGAAAAGAAGUAAAAGACAAGAAAAUAGGAGCUACGGAAAUUAAGGUCCAAUUUUUUGGGUCUCUUUUUUGACGUUUCAUACCGCGAUUGUAAAUCUUUAAAGAAUUGAAAAAGAAAUUUGGAUUGGGAGGAGAUGCACUUUUGCCAAUUGAAAAUUUGAUCAACAUGACUGAUUUAA